Messenger RNA from Raphanus sativus (radish), 1520 nucleotides. RefSeq names its product probable protein phosphatase 2C 42. The record is from RefSeq and is a predicted model, not a curated record. Gene Ontology annotation, biological process: protein dephosphorylation. The transcript is spliced from 4 exons. Lineage: Eukaryota; Viridiplantae; Streptophyta; Magnoliopsida; Brassicales; Brassicaceae. Gene Ontology annotation, molecular function: cation binding; protein serine/threonine phosphatase activity. The coding region runs from base 170 to 1318 and encodes 382 amino acids.
UAGGGUUCUCUCUCCUCUCCUCUCCCCCGAUCUAAUACCCAUUUUCGUUCCUUCAUCCCCAAAGCCCGCUCCUUUCCUCAUCUAACCCUAAACGACUAGUAACCCACGUAGAGAGAGAGAGAGAGAUAGAGAGAGAUUCGCGGUGGUGGUGUUUUCCGAGAGAUGUUGAAUGUCAGGUUCAUUGAUGAAUCUGUUGUCUCUCUGUUUCAAGCCGUUCGGGCAAACCUUCGAUAGCUCAGAGUCCGGAUCGGGCGGCGGCGGCGGAAACGGCGAAGGGAAAGACGGGCUGCUCUGGUUCCGCGAUCUCGGCAAGUACCGCGGCGGAGAGUUCUCCAUGGCCGUGAUUCAGGCCAAUCAGGUCCUCGAGGAUCAGAGCCAGAUCGAGUCCGGCAAUUUCGGCACUUUCGUCGGCGUCUACGACGGUCACGGCGGCCCUGAAGCUGCUCGUUACGUCUGUGAUAAUCUCUUCAACCGCUUCCGAGAGAUAUCAGCGGAGACUCAGGGAGUUGUGACGAGAGAGACUAUAGAGAGAGCCUUCCACGCGACUGAAGAAGGCUUUGCUUCUAUUGUCUCUGAGCUGUGGAGUACGAUGCCUAAUUUAGCAACUGUUGGGACUUGUUGUUUGGUUGGAGUGAUUUAUCAGAGUACUCUCUUCGUGGCGAGUCUUGGAGACUCGCGUGUUGUUCUCGGGAAGAAAAGUAACUGCGGUGGUGGUGGGCUCUCUGCUAUUCAGCUUUCGAGUGAACACAAUGCUAAUAACGAGGAUAUUCGUUGGGAGCUUAAGGACUUGCAUCCUGAUGAUCCGCAGGUCGUUGUGUUUAGACAUGGUGUUUGGAGAGUUAAGGGCAUCAUCCAGGUUUCGAGAUCUAUAGGAGAUAUGUACAUGAAACGGCCAGAGUUUAACAGGGAACCGAUCGCUCAGAAGUUCAGGCUUGCAGAGCCAAUGAAGAGACCUUUGAUGUCUGCAACACCAACCAUACUCUCUCAUCCGCUGCACCCUAAUGACUCCUUCCUCAUCUUUGCGUCUGAUGGUCUUUGGGAACAUUUGAGUAACGAGAAAGCAGUUGAGAUCGUUCAUAGCCAUCCUCGCGCUGGAAGUGCAAAGAGGCUGAUAAAAGCGGCUCUUCAAGAGGCAGCGAGGAAAAGAGAGAUGAGGUAUUCAGAUCUAAGGAAGAUUGACAAGAAAGUGAGACGCCAUUUUCAUGAUGACAUCACGGUUAUAGUAGUGUUCUUGAACCAUGACCUCAUCUCAAGAGGGCACACGAACACAACAACCCAAGACUCAGCACUCUCGGUCCGGAGUGCUCUUGAACACUGAGGAGGAAACAUUAAUUUACAAAAUGUUUUUUUAUUUUCAUCUUCUUACUUGGUUGGUUUAUAUGACACUUCUUCUGCCUAGAAGGUAAUAAAAAACACUGGGCAAAUAUCAAAAAUGUGGAAACGGCAUCAGUACGUAAUGAGUUGUGUUGUAUUAAGCGGGUAUGUUUGGUUUCGUUUUCAAGUCUGCAUAGUUCGUUCUC